Molecule: messenger RNA, 3873 nt
Organism: Rosa rugosa (rugosa rose)
Lineage: Eukaryota; Viridiplantae; Streptophyta; Magnoliopsida; Rosales; Rosaceae
Product: probable disease resistance protein At4g27220
Exons: 3
Coding region: 159-3638 (1159 amino acids)
Biological process (GO): signal transduction
Molecular function (GO): ADP binding; protein binding
Source: RefSeq, a predicted model, not a curated record
AAUAUUAGUCCACUUGCUGCUCUCUCUUCUACCGACAGCCUUAGAUCUGUCUCUUUUCCUUGCUCUUUUCCGUCAUCUGUUCCUACCACUUCCUUCCGUCUUCUCGUCUUCAGUUCUUGUUAUUUGGUUCUUCCUUGCUUGUUGGUUUUAUUAUUUUGAUGGCCUUGAGCACCGAAAGAGCAUCUGGAUCUCGUCCUUCAUCAUCAGCUGAAUCAUCUGCUCCUCGGAGGAAGUAUGAUGUUUUUCUGAGUUUCAGGGGUGUAGACACUCGCAGGACUACUGCCUCCUCUAUCUAUCAUGAAUUGCAAAAAAGAGACAUUAAAACGUUCAUGGAUGAUACAGGGCUUGAAACAGGGGAGCCGAUUUCUCCUAGUCUGCUAACAGCAAUCAAAGAAUCCUGUUCAGCGAUCGUUGUCCUGUCACCAAACUAUGCUUCUUCAUCAUGGUGUUUGCAUGAACUGGCAAUGAUUAUUGAAUGCAUGGAAGACAAGAACAUGAUAGUUCUCCCAAUUUUUUACGGCAUCGAUCCCUCUGUUGUGAGAUAUCAGAAAUCGAGUUUUGCAGAAGCGUUAACAAGACACGAAGAAAGGUUAGGGGUAGAGGCUGUGAAUCGGUGGAGAGCUGCUUUAACAAAAGUUGCCAAUCUCUCUGGGUUGGAAUCCAAAAAAUAUGGGUCUGAUCAAGAACUUGUUAAAAAGAUUGUGGAAACUGUGUGCAGUAAAGUGCGACCUAUUAAUAUAGAGUGGGCAAUGUGCACCGGAGAUUUUGUUGCAUUUGAAGCAACAAAACGAGCCAUGGACAAGAUAAUGAAAACACUUCAACAUGAUGAGGUCACGACCAUUGGAGUCUUCGGAAUGGGAGGCGUGGGCAAGACAAGCAUGGUGAAGCAUGUCAGUGCACAGGCCCGGAAAAUUGGGCUUUUUAAUCGUGUGAUUAUGGCUGUUGUAUCCCAAACACCCAACUUGAGAAAUAUACAAGGCACACUGGCCGAUCUACUGGGCUUAAAAUUGCAGGAGGAGACUAAUGUUGGAAGAGCCACUAGAAUAGUGGCGGAGAUAUUGAGAGGAUAUAAGAUCCUGAUAAUCUUGGACGACAUUUGGGAGAGAAUAGAAUUGUCUAGUAUCGGAAUACCGAACCAUACAGAGCUUCAAAAGCGUGGUUCCAAAAUCAUAUUCACCACUAGGAGAUUGAAUGUUUGCCAUACCAUGGAGAACCAAGCAAGCAUUCCUCUCCGAGUUUUGUCAGAAGAUGAUGCUUGGGACCUGUUUGUGAAGAAAGCAAGGAAGUGUUUUGAUGAGUCACCCCACUUUUAUGAUGUAGCGAGGACGGUAGCAAAAGAAUGUGCUGGUCUCCCAGUUGCAUUGGUAGCAGUUGCAAGGGCACUUGGAGAUAAAGACUUACAUGAUUGGAGAGAAGCAGCUCGACGACUAAAGGCUGCUCAACCUGCCAACUAUGAAGAUGAGAGAGAGGUGUUCAGAUGUAUAAAGUUAAGCUAUGAUUACUUGAAACCUGAUGAUGACAACAUUGCCAAGUCAUUCUUCUUGCUUUGCUGUCUAUUCCCUGAAGAUUUUGAUAUCGAUAUCGAAGACUUGUUGGUGUAUGCAAUGGGGAAAGGUAUAUUUCAAGAUGCCCACACAAUACAAGAAGCCAGAGCCAAAGCCCAUUCGGUGGUCAAUUACCUGAAAGCUUCUAGCUUGCUUUUGGACGGUGCAUACCCCGGAUUCGUGAAGAUGCAUGAUGUCAUUCGAGAUGUGGCCAUAUCAAUUUCAUCAUCGGAAGAUGGGCCACGAUUUUUGGUUAAAGCUGGUUGUGAAUUAAGGGAUUGGCCAGCGAUUAAUAUUGCACAUGAAGGCUACUCUGCAAUCUCGCUAAUGAGGAAUGAAAUUCACGAUCUUCCCAAAACGUUGGUAUGUUCAAAACUCCAGAUUUUAUUACUACAGAGCAAUAGUAUAAAUGAGAUUCCAAACCCUUUCUUUCAAAGUCCCAAUGAAUUGAGGGUCUUAGAUCUCAGUGAGACUAGUAUUUCGUUUCUACCCUCAUCAUCAAGUCUUCUGACCAACCUCCAAGCUUUGUAUUUAGAUGAAUGCAAGAGAAUAGUUGAUAUAUCCAUGCUCGGAAAACUGAAGAACCUUCAGAUUCUUAGUAUGAAGAACCUUGACAUUAUUAAUACGGGAGGAACUCGUCAAAAUGCAUUGCCGAAAGAAAUAGGAUGCUUAACCAAGCUUAAGAUGUUGGAUGUUACAGAUGCAUGUUUUGAAACAGUUCCAUCUAAAGUGAUAUCAAACUUGAAUGGAUUAGAAGAAUUGUACAUGAAAUGUGACUUUUGUGACUGGGGCAGUAGAAUAGUUAAGGGCAGUUUAUUUUCUUCUGUUUUUGGCACUGCCAAGAAUGCUAGCUUUGAUGAGUUAACAGGCUUAUCACGCUUAAACAGUUUGAAAGUUCACAUAUCUGAUGCAAAAUGCUUGCCUCGACUGGUUAGGUUCAAUCCCAAUUGGGGCAACUUUGAUAUAUGUAUCAGCAGAAAAGAAUUUAUGAGACAGUCCUAUUACGGACGCUUUUUCGAGAGGAAACAAACUGUCAAAUCGGAUCCACGCCAACAUCUCUUUCAGUAUGUGACUCUAAACACAAGCACGGAGAGUUUACCAGAUUGGUUUAUCGAGGUGGUGACAGAGAAAGCAAAGAUACUGGAGUACAUUGGGUACAGUGGCUUAGACGACAUUAUUGUGGAAUACGACCAUGGGAGAUUACAUGUGCUGAAGUGUCUUGCUGUAAUUGAGUGCUGUAUGUAUGGAGAGUUGAUGUAUUCAAGAAGAAGGGUUCGAAAUAACCCUGUGUUUGAGAGCUUGGAAGAGUUGUAUCUAGAAGCGGUCCGUGACAUGCGGCUGUUAUGUGUUGGUGAGUUACCAUCUGGGUCUCUGUGCAAUCUAAAGUUGUUAAAUGUGAGAAAUUGCCUGGCAUUGGAGGGUGCACUUUUACGGUCAAAUUUGUUGAAAAGGCUACAAAAUCUGGAAAUACUACAUUGUGAGAACACGGAGGAAUCGAGAGAAACCAAAUUGGAAUAUGUGUUUGAUUUUGGAAGGAUGGGAGAUGAAAAAAUUGACUUACCAAAGUUGAGAGAGAUAACAUUAUGUUAUCUUAUGAGCCUAGAUAGCAUAUGCAGCGAUUAUCAUCUCGAUGGGGUCUUCCGUAAUCUUAAUAGUUUGGUAAUUCGUUGCUGCCGCAAACUGAAAUAUCUGUUCGAGUCCAAUGUAGCUCAAUCUUUUUUCCAAUUGGAGCUCCUUUGGGUGGAGAAGUGCGCUGACUUGGUAACAGUUAUUGAACCAAGCUGGGGAACAGAGAUCAACGACCUAGUUUUUCCAAAAUUGAAGGAAAUAUAUUUGAAUAGUCUUCCACAUCUCACAGGGAUCUACAGACAAAAUAGGGUUAUGUGCCCUUCAUUGGAACACUUGUACGUGUACGGUUGCCCCGGACUUUCAAACCUCGCUGCUUCUGACUUCCAAAGCAAGAACCACGUCGAAGCCAAUAAUGAAGGACAUUUUGCGAUUAUAUUUGAAAGAUUGUUCCACCGUCAAUUCAAUCCAGAAGAGUUUCCUCAGUUCUUCUCCAAAAAAGAAAGUGAUUUCUCAACUGGCUCUUAAAUGUAAUGCGUAGUAUACAUUGUGUAGAUUAUCAUAUGCAGAGACAAUUUCUAUUGAUAUGGGAAACUGCAUAUGAUUAAGAACUUCUAGAUGUUCUUGUAAUGAUAAUAAUCCUCAUUCCUCAGUGUCCAUAGUUGCUAUUUGUUAAAUAUGAGCUCUUGAUCUGUCUCAGUUAAGGCUGUUAUAUUAGUCAUAGUUCUUUCAAUAGAGGUUGCUUGAUUAUUCAUGUUUUCUU